This is a messenger RNA of Annulohypoxylon maeteangense, 2560 nucleotides long. Its product is annotated as cryptochrome. Lineage: Eukaryota; Fungi; Ascomycota; Sordariomycetes; Xylariales; Hypoxylaceae. Gene Ontology annotation, biological process: photoreactive repair. Gene Ontology annotation, molecular function: deoxyribodipyrimidine photo-lyase activity; FAD binding; damaged DNA binding. The coding region runs from base 223 to 2265 and encodes 680 amino acids. The transcript is spliced from 3 exons. The record is from RefSeq and is a predicted model, not a curated record.
AUCGCCCCAUGCUGCCUCGCUAGCGUCGAUCUAGGCGCAUAGGGUCUUCUCAAGCUUGGGAUUGAGCAUGAGCACGAUCAAGCUAUCAAAGACGUCAAGUGUCUGUCGACUAGCUAUAUUUCGCCGGAGCUGUGCCAGAUCCACUGAAUUUCGGUUCCUUAUUAGCCCAGCUAUAAUCGACUAUUUGGCACAUCUCUCCACAUCUCUUCUUCCCCAACGAAUAUGUCGACGAGCAAUAUUCUCGUCUACGUCGUACGCCACGACCUGCGCGUCUCUGACAAUCCUAUUCUACAUCAUCUCGCUUCUACAUCUGAUCAUGGAUUUACGCAUAUUCUCCCUCUCUGCGUCUUGCUUCCGCAUCAGAUUGAGGUUUCAGGGUUUCUGAAGCAAGGGAUCAAGUCGCCUUUUCCCGAAGCUAAAAGUGAUGUUGGUCGUUACUGGAGAUGCGGGCCGCACCGAGCUAGGUUCAUCGCCCAAUCGUUUUGGAAUUUGAAAGACAAUCUCGAAAAAUUAGGCAACGACUUGACGAUUAGGAUAGGGCCAUAUGAUGAGGUAUUGAAGACGCUGAUUGAAGGUCUACGACAGAAUGAGCUCACUGUAGGGGGCGUAUGGACAAUAGGAGAAGAAGGUACUGAGGAGAAACGAGACGAAACAGCCAUAUCGGAGACAUGUUCUAGUCUAGGUGUCGACUUCCGAACAUGGAUCGACGAGAAAUACUUCAUCGACGACCAAAAUGUAAAACUCGACGCAUCUCAAGACCUCCCCGAUGUAUUCACGACUUACAGGAAAAUGAUGGAACCCCUCCGAGAGAAGCCUAGCACGGUUCUACCUACUCCCUCAAAAGAUGAUCUACCAAAACCUAUCGAAAAAUCUAAGAUUCCGCAUCAAGAUUCGCCUUUCGAAAUCCCUUCGUCGUACGAAAAAUUCGAGGAAUCGCUCUUGCGUCCUAUAAAUGAGGUUCUGUCCGGCGUCCCACCAUUUCCCGAAGGGGCUAAGUCAGCACACCCUUUCAAAGGUGGCGAGGAAAGCGCCCACGAGAGAUUGGAGUACCUGAUCAAAUCAGGAAGCGCAUACUUGUAUAAGGAUUCACGAAACGGGCUACUGGGAAGCGACUUCAGUACGAAGCUGUCGGCCUAUCUUGCGCAAGGAUGCAUCACUGCCCGUCAGGUCCACGAUAGACUUAUGGCAUACGAAGAUGGAAAAGACGAGUCAUUAUCCGAGUCGCAGGGAUACGGGGAGGGAGAAAACGAAGGAACAAAAGCCAUACGGUUCGAGUUGCUUUGGCGCGAUUAUAUGAGGCUCUGCAACAGGAAGUUUAAGGAGAAGCUCUUCUUACGCUCUGGAUUCCGAGAUGACCAUGCUAAUAAGUGGAAAUCGGUCGAGAAAGAAGAAGUAGACGGUGAACAGCGGUCGGUGGGUGAGGUUGCUGAAACAAUACGAAGAGUAUUUGAUGGUACUACCGGGAUGGGGUUGAUUGAUGCAUCUCAGAGGGAGUUGUUGCACACCGGUUACACGUCGAACCGUGCCCGUCAGAAUGUCGCUAGUUUUCUUGCAAAACACCUGAGCAUCGAUUGGCGCUAUGGUGCUGAAUGGUAUGAGAUGUUGUUAGUCGAUUACGACGUCUCAUCUAACUGGGCAAACUGGCAAUACGUAUCCGGAGUGGGGAAUGACCCGCGAGGCGAAGCACGCAUUUUCAAUCCCGUCAAGCAAGCUUUCGAUUACGAUAAGGAUGGGGAGUACGUGCGCUGUUGGCUACCAGAAGUGCAAAAGCUCGAGAAGUUAGAAAAUGUCUUUCAAGCUUGGACUACACCAAAAGAGGAUUGGGACCGUCUCGGUCUAACAGGUCUUGCAAUGGCCGAGAAUCCGAUAAAGAAGAUCGAAUUCUCGGUUGAAGGAAAACCUAAGGCCUCCAGGCGACCUUUUGUCCGCCGACGCGGUCCUGGACGUGGGGGAAGCGGUCGAACGCCACAACCAUCUACAACUCCGCAACCACCAACUGGUCCUAGUAACCCUAAUGGGCAGAAUGAAAAUGGGAGAACAGCUAAUAGACAGCGUAACAAUCAAGGUAACCAAGGCAAUCAGCAAGUCUCAACUGACAAUCCUCGUGGGUCAUUCCGUGGUGGGCGAGGUUACGGCAGAGGUUACCAAACCCGCGGUUAUCGUGGAUUCAGAGGAGGGUAUCGCGGAGGCCGUGGUCCGGCAGCAAACUACAGUCAACCCCCAGCACCGAUGCAAACGUUGGCUCCGACCGAACAAGCGCAAUAGGAUUCGCUUUAUCGUGUGCCGGGCUACCGCUACCCCAACCCGCUUGAUUUGCCGGCGCCGGGGCUUGUAACGAUUGCUAGGUCUCACGUGGACGCAUAUUCCCACCCCACCACUUUCCUUCAAUCUCCACUCCCCUAUAUACAGCUCAGAAGCAGGGAGUUAUCGCCACAGUCAAAUACCCGACUAUUACGGGCUCUUGAACCUCUCCCACGGCCACAUUCCCUCUAGAGGAUUGUUGAUGAGAAAGGUCGAUUCUACGUCGAGUAUAUUAGCCUCAACUAAAAUUUGUUGGUUG